AUGAGUUCCGUCGUGGUAGCAAAGCGGCAGAAGCGGCACGUAACAUCAACGACGUUUACGGUGCGAACACUACUAACGAUCCAUCAUAUAAUAUCAUCCACCGACUGUUAUUGGUUUGUUCGCUUUCGUGCCGGAAAUUUUGACCUCAGAAAUGAACCACGUCGUGGGCCGAAAAUGUUGGUCGACAAUGACGAAUUAAAGGCGAUUGUGGAGGCUGAUGAUUCUCAAACUACAGCUGAAUUAGCAGCAGCUUUCGAAGUUAGCACUAAAACAAUAUUGGUCAAUUUGCGUCAAAUUGGUAAGGUAAAGAAGCUAGACAAAUGGGUGUCUCACGAAUUGAAUGAACGCCAGCGCCAAAUAUGCGUCGAGACGUGCUUUGCACUGGUCAACAGACAAACAAACAAAGGCACAUUGAAUCGCAUUGUUACUUGUGACGAAAAAUGGAUUCUAUUCGAAAAUCGCAAGUGCUUAGCUAGUUGGUUAAAUCCUGGUUCAGUACCUAAGCAAUGCUCUAAACGAAAAAUGAUACCUAAGAAAGUGAUGGUAACUGUUUGGUGGUCUAGCGCCGGUGUAAUUCAUCACAGCUUCAUACCAAACGGCAUAAGCAUUACUGCAGAUGUGUGCUGUGAAGAACUAAACAUAAUAAUAGUGAAGCUCGCACGUUUCCAACCAGCCUUGGUCAAUCGUUUGGCUUCUGCACGACAACGCGCGACCUCAUACUGCACAGCAGACGGUCUCCAAGUUACAGGAGCUGGGGUUGAAAGUUCUCCGUCAUCUACCGUACUCACCAGAUCUUGCCCGUACUAG
Molecule: messenger RNA, 807 nt
Organism: Melitaea cinxia (Glanville fritillary)
Lineage: Eukaryota; Metazoa; Arthropoda; Insecta; Lepidoptera; Nymphalidae
Product: histone-lysine N-methyltransferase SETMAR-like
Exons: 1
Coding region: 1-807 (268 amino acids)
Molecular function (GO): nucleic acid binding
Source: RefSeq, a predicted model, not a curated record